This is a messenger RNA of Gasterosteus aculeatus aculeatus (three-spined stickleback), 2518 nucleotides long. The record is from RefSeq and is a predicted model, not a curated record. NCBI's taxonomy places the organism in Eukaryota, Metazoa, Chordata, Actinopteri, Perciformes, Gasterosteidae.
AGAUGGUGACGUCAGUUGUCAUUCGGCUCAGCGCUGAGUGAGUCAGAAUUACAAACGUCUAUUGUGCGUGUACGUCUGUGCGUGUGUUUGAGAGAGAAAGAGAAAGGGAAUUAAAUAGAGAGGAUGGGGAAGAAAAUGACUACCUGUAGGUGAUUUAACUGCACGAGAAAAGGUGUAUGAGCGUUCCGGAAAAAGUGUGUAUUUACGGGAAUAUUUCUCUUUCUCUCGCUCUCUCUCUCUCCCCCUCUGUGUGGGUGCGUGCGUGUGAGCGCGCGCGUGCGUGUGUUUACACAGACGGGAAUACUACGCCAGAGGAAGUGCGCCGGUUCUCCGUCUGCGUGUCUCGACUUCCUGCUCUGAGGCAGGGCAGGGAAAAGCUGCAGAUCCGCUUUCAGACGGCAGCGGCAUGGAUCCCCGACACAACUCGCACACAGCGCUCUAAGACACGAACACACGCCUCGCACACGGCCAUAGGAGCAGAGGAGCGAGCGGCCGUCCACAGCUGGAUCGCCCGUGUCUCUGGUGUCAUCCCGUCAUGGAGAGCUCCAUCACACUCUGGCAGUUCCUGCUGCAACUGCUGAUUGACCAAAGCCACAAACAUCUCAUCUGCUGGACGUCCAACGAUGGCGAGUUCAAGCUGCUGAAGUCAGAAGAGGUGGCCAAGCUUUGGGGGCUGCGUAAGAACAAGACCAACAUGAACUAUGAUAAGCUGAGCAGAGCUCUGCGCUACUACUACGACAAAAACAUCAUCAAGAAGGUGAUCGGCCAGAAGUUUGUCUACAAGUUUGUGUCGUUCCCUGAGAUCCUGAAGAUGGACCCCGCGGUGGUCGAGUCGGGCCGCAGCAGCGAGGAAGGUGGGGGCGCAACGUCAGAGCCCGAGGCUGACGACGACGACGGGAGAAACCAAUACCUCCACUCCGGCCUGUACUCCCCCUUCGCCGGCGGCUCCCUGCGGCCCCACAUGGAGCAGCAUCGGCCGAUCAAGACGGAGCCCAGAUCCGAUCACUACGGCGACAGCUCCUCCGUCAUCCGAUUCGUAACCAACCGUGGGCACUCCUCCCUGCCCCCCACCCCACCACCAUCCUCGGCUGAGACCUCCCAUUCCUCCAGACCGUCACCGGUGCAGGCCCGCUCUUCCUCCUGCUCGUCCUCCUCCCCGCCGCAGAGCCCGGCACAAGCCCUGUGGAGGGGGCGGGGCCACGGCUCGGAGACUAAUGAGUUAGAGCACAGUGCCCAACCUCUAAACCUCUCAUCUGGUCAGAGGGAGAGAGAGAGGUCACAGGCGACCCAGGAGAGCGGGAGAUUUGCCAAUAGCGGGCCUUUGAAAAGCAGGAAACCCAAAGGCUUGGAAAUCUCCGCCUCCUCGCUUCUCCUGACAGGAAGCGACCUCGUCUCCAUUGCUCUCAACAGCCCGGCGCUGCCUUCAGGCUCCCUGACCCCUGCCUUCCUCACCACACAGACUCCGUCCGGUCUGCUGCUCACUCCGAGCUCUCUGCUCUCCAAUAUCCAUUUCUGGUCCAGCCUGAGUCCAGUGGGACCCCUCAGCCCUGCACAGCUGCAGAGCCAUGGCCCCCUCUUUCAGUUCCCCACUCUGCUGAAUGGAAACAUCCCAGUGCCGUUACCCAGCAUGGAUGCUCGCUCUCCUCUGCUGCUCUCCUCCAGCUCCCACAAGUGCUGAUGCCAGCCUAAAUCUCCAAGAGUCAAGUGGGCCAAACCAAGCCAGGCCGGAUCUGCGCGGAGCACAUCCGCCUUAGACUCGGACGAUGAACCACACAGGAGUCUCACCUGAGACCUGUUUUGAUUUACCAGAUGACCUUUGGCCUUGAGAGGAGUGUUCACAUUAGACGCUCUCUGUGUGUUCAUGUGGGUGUUUGGUGCUUCUUUUCAUGCCAAAAAGUUGACUGGAGGUUAAACCUCCUUACAUUUCUCAUCUCAUUUUAAAUUUCAGUGAUAGAGACUGGUUGCAAUUUUAUUAGUGUUAUCCCUAUUUAACCCCCCCUGCCACAUUAAAAUCCACACCACUGAUUCCAACAAUAAUCUGGGGAAAACCUUGUCAGGUAUUUUAACACACAACCAAUAGCUUUUUGUCCUUUGUCAACAAAGUACUAUGAGUGACACAACGGAUCAGGAUAAUUUCUUACAACUUGAUGAAGAUUUGUCUAGAUGUGGUUUGAGCAUGGCCACAGGAUGAGUCCCUCUCUGACUCCUAGCAGAGACCUGCUAGCCAGCACGUUAAAACAUAGAAGUCUUUUCAUUUCGUCUCCUGCAUUGCUUUGAUUUGACGCUGUGAAUUUGUUUUUAUCUGUAUAGUGUCACGAUUUUCUUUUUUUUAAAUGCACUGUACCUUUCAGCUCUGUACCAGCUGUGCCUUCAAUAUUGUAAGACUUGUGUAAAUGUAUUAAGCUUAAAACCAGGUUUUAAUAGAUAUUCAAGGUCAAAAUUGCACAAAAGCUUUUAUUUUGUAAAAUGGCUCCUGGUUAUUUUUAUAAAGAAAUUAAUGGAAAUGUAUUCUCAGUGA